Messenger RNA from Suillus plorans, 993 nucleotides. RefSeq lists its product as uncharacterized. The record is from RefSeq and is a predicted model, not a curated record. The transcript has 12 exons. Lineage: Eukaryota; Fungi; Basidiomycota; Agaricomycetes; Boletales; Suillaceae. Bases 1 to 993 code for a protein of 330 amino acids.
AUGAGCUCCACUACGAAUGUUCUUGAACUUGGAUGGGUACUCUGGGGUCUUAACUACGCCAAUAUGGCUGUAACUACGUCCUGGGCAUAUGAAUUUUUCCUUACCUUGGCCGAUGAGGUGGCAUUUUCUACCCAGUCACAGUGGAAACUGGCAAAGCUUCUCUACGUUGUCUGCCGAUAUCUUACCUGCGGUUACUUGACGUUAGAGAUGCUCGUGGCAUUCCAACCCAUGAUGUCAAUUCAUAUGUGUCAAGUGAUAUACUCCACAAAUAGCUAUUUGGGAACUCUCAUUGUAGUGUGUGCGGAAGGUGUCUUCUUGGUCCGUGUUUGUGCAAUAUGGGGAUUCAGGAGGAGCGUGGUGAUUCUGUUCUCGAUCAGCGCACUGAUGUAUGUUAUUGCUGCCACUGUGGUCGUCUGGAUCAUCCGAUCUCCCCCUGCAAUCACUAAGUCACCCAUCCCUGUCACGAGUUGUCUUGAAACUGGCAAUGACAAAACCAUCAUAAUCCUCUACGUAAUUCUGGUCGCGGCGGAGAUCCGUGAGUAUAUCGUCAUUUUGUUUUCUAUGGUAACCGACGGUCCGCCAGAAAUAUGGGUAUUCGCACUGUACAAGGUCGCUGCGAGCUACCGGCGCGGGGGUGGUCGUAAUCGCUUGUUGGAACAGUUGAUACAUCACAAUAUGAUUUACCUGACCUGCGGGCUUGGUGAGUUGCCUUCACAUUAUCCAGUUGUAGAGAAGCGGGCAGGGCAUUUUUCUGAUUUGUGGCUCACAGUCUUCUCCUUCGGUGUCAUAUUGACGACAGCCCGUCUCAACGUGUCUUACGGUUUCAUGAUUGAGAGGUUUUUACGCAACUGGCAAGUCACUGUUCAUGCCUUUCUUGUUACAAAGAUGUAUCGCGGACUCUGGAAAGCGGAUCAGCGACAUGCUUUGCUAGAACCUGUUUCCUUCUCGCUUGCGACUUUCCAAGCUGCACCUAGAAUGACAACUCAAGCAUGA